Molecule: messenger RNA, 453 nt
Organism: Phaeoacremonium minimum UCRPA7
Lineage: Eukaryota; Fungi; Ascomycota; Sordariomycetes; Togniniales; Togniniaceae
Exons: 2
Coding region: 1-453 (150 amino acids)
Source: RefSeq, a predicted model, not a curated record
AUGCGGCCAACAAGCAGGGACACGGGCUUCCCUGAGCCUUUCUGUGGCAACCGAAAUACAACACUCCCACAUCCCGAUGCUGAUUUGUCGCCAAAUGCGUCCAUCUCAGCGGACGACAUCUCCAUCACCCGCGUUCUCAGCCGUCAGCGGAGGUCGUUCUUGUCUUCUAGGAACAAGCGCACCAUCAGCCACGGCCUCAUCACCAAGGAGAUGGAGCAGAUGUACAGCGAUCCCGUGAUCGACAGUGACCUGGACUCGCCCACAAUCCCCAGCGGCAAGAGAUUUGAGCCUCUAGGUCGGCCUUCAACCUCGGACGGCGGUGAUAGCAUGGAACGGCCAUCAACCUCCAACGACGAGUCCAGGGAUCCCGCACAGCUACGCGUAUCUACCGAGCACACGCACAAGCGACGGCACAGUCUCCUGGGCAAGUUUGGUUUCCACCAUCACAAAUAG